CUCCCAUACUCGAACAACAAUGAAACUCUCUCUCACGGCUCUCUUUGGCCUAUACACUGGCCUUGUCGCCGCCGCUGUCGCCUCCCCCCAGAACCCUUUCGACCCUCCGAUUUCAUCCACAGGGCACGCCCUCCUCACCUCGUCCCGUCACCCAAAGCACAAUGUCCACAUCAAGGCUCACUCUGCUGGCUCAUGGUGUGACCCCGAGGUCAGAUCGUGGACGGGAUACAUUGACUCUGGAUAUGGUAAAGAGCUGUUCUUCUAUUACUUUGAAUCGAGGUCCUCGCCAAAGGACGAUCCAGUGGUGAUGUGGAUCAAUGGCGGGCCUGGAGGGAGUUCGGCCAUGGGCUUGUUCCUUGAGCAGGGGCCCUGCCGUAUCAACAAGGACCCUUCGGGAUUGAACGACACCGUGGUGAACCCUUACGCCUGGAACGAGAAGGCGAACGUCUUCUUCCUCGAUCAGCCGAUCGGCGUCGGUUUCAGUCACGGGGACUAUGGACAGACCGUCGCCACGACCGAGCAGGCGGCGAUUGAUGUGGCUGCAUUUGUCGAGAUUUUCUUUGAAUACUUCGAUCUCCACGGUCGACCCUUUCACAUGUCGGGCGAGUCGUAUGGGGGACGUUACCUACCCCUCUUUGCCAGUGCGGUGUUUGACAAUAAUGCCAAGCUCAAGAAGGACGGCAUUGAGCCGAUCAAUCUUCAGAGCGUGCUCAUUGGCAAUGGCCUGACUUCAAUCUUCACCACCAUCGACACACAAUACGAGCUCAUGUGUACAAAGCACAUUGACCUCGGCUACGCUGUCAUGCCUAUCAAAGCCUGCGUUGAGCUGGUCGAACAGCUUCCCAAAUGCCACCAAAUGCUCAAAAAGCACUGUCUCGAAACGGUCGACCACGCGAUUUGCACCCUCUGGGAGGCGCAUUGUGGAGAUCUAUGGAAUCUCACGCCACUGUCUGUCGAGAGGAACAGAUACAAUCUGAACCAGACCUGCACUCUGGAGCAGCUGGAGGCUGAUAGGUGCAUCGACGGACAGCUCGAUCUGGAAAAGUACCUCAAUCUUCCCGACGUCCAGGCUUUCCUCGGUGCCACGGGACACUUUGGACUGAACAGUCAUUUGGUCAACCAAGACUUUUACAGGGCUCUCGACGAGGUCCAUCAGACAUACUGGUACGUGGCGGGACUGCUUGAGCGGGGCAUCAGGGUUUUGAACUAUGUCGGCACGCUGGAUGCUGCAUGCCCGCAUCUUUCACAGGAAAAGUGGAUGGCUCAAAUGCCAUGGACUGGACAGGCGGGAUACCUUGAUGCUGAAUGGGAGUCUUGGCAAGUGAACGGGAAAGAAGCGGGUAUCUUCAAGACGUAUGAGAACUUGACGCUGCUCAAGGUGUUUGGCGCGGGCCAUCUUGUACCCACGGACCAGCCAGAGAACGCAUUGGCGUUGUUGAACGAGUGGAUCGAGGGGGCGUAGGCUCGUCCUGAUGGGGGUUUGGAGUAGACUGGGUAGCGUAAGGAGUUCGCUCCGUACGUCGCUGCGCACUCUGAAGGGGAUGUUUGGUCCGCAUCAGAAUGGCUGUAGGAGCAGCUCGGUAGCAUUGAUCGUGACGUAGAGGCCUCUGCUCUCCUAUGCAUCAGAUAAGCACGUUG
Messenger RNA from Kockovaella imperatae, 1638 nucleotides. Its product is annotated as Alpha/Beta hydrolase protein. Gene Ontology annotation, cellular component: fungal-type vacuole. Gene Ontology annotation, biological process: proteolysis. The transcript is spliced from 11 exons. Bases 20 to 1462 code for a protein of 480 amino acids. NCBI's taxonomy places the organism in Eukaryota, Fungi, Basidiomycota, Tremellomycetes, Tremellales, Cuniculitremaceae. The record is from RefSeq and is a predicted model, not a curated record. Gene Ontology annotation, molecular function: serine-type carboxypeptidase activity.